AUGUCUGUCGCCAUCGGUCAAUCCAAUGCGUUUGUGAUAGAGGAUGUCCUGAUAUUCGAUGGCAAACAUUUCACCGAGAAUGGCCACAUCAUCGUUUCAAAUGGGAAAAUUGAGAAGAUGGGCUCUGGGAAGGCGGUCCUCCCAGGAGACACUCUAAGAUACAGCAAACCGGGAUGUACUAUUAUACCGGGACUCAUCGACGCGCACGUUCACGCCGUUGGUGGGAACGUCCACUCUAUCGAACAGUCUAUCAGAUUCGGAGUUACCACCAUUCUCGAUCUGAAUAAUGAAGUGGAGCACAAUGUUCGGUUGAAAAAGCUUGCGAGUGACCCCUCGAAGAAGGGGAAAUAUGCAGACUUCAAGUGCGCAGGAAUUGCAGCAAUGGUCGAAGGUGGGUGGCCCGCGCCCGCCGUCCGGAAGAUAUUGGGGCAAGCCGGUCACCCAGAGAUCGCCGACGCCCUCAUUUCCUCAUGGCCCAAGCUCGCAUCUGCCGACGAAGCACCCGGCUUCGUCCAGUCCCAGAUAGACCAAAGCGGCGCGUCAUACAUCAAGCUGAUGCACGAGCUGGGCGACACCCUUUCCAUGCCGGACCUGCCUCGCCCGCCGCUGGACAUCCAAAAGGCGGUCGUCGAGGCUGCUCACGAGCGCGGUAUAAUCGCGGUCGGCCACGCCCUCAGCCACGCAGGUGCGAUCGAGCUGCUCGAGGCCGGAGUUGAUGGGCUCGCUCACUGCUUCCUGGACAAAGCGCCGAACGAGGAAUGGAUCAGAACCAUGAGAGAGAAGAAUAUACACUGCAGCCCGACACUGUCGCUUGGCGCAUCGAUGACUGGGCAGGGAACCGAGCUACAGCGGCGCUUCGCCGAGGAUCCGUUGUCCAAGCGGAUGCAGUUCGACCCGCGGCCGAAGGACGACGCCAGCAUCGAGAACGUCUACGAGAACACGCGGUCCAUGUACCGCGCUGGUGUGCCCUUGGUCGUGGGGUCCGACGCGUUGGGGCAGGAGACCGGUUCGGCAUUUGGGCUCGGUGUGCACAUGGAGAUUUACCAGCUGGUGCAUGAGGUCGGGAUGCGGCCGGAGGAGGCGCUCAGUUGCGCAACUUCCGUGACUGCGGGGCGAUUCGGCUUUACUGAUCGCGAGGUAAUUGAGAAUGGACGGCUUGCAGAUCUUGUUCUGCUAGAUGGCGAUGUCAGAACGACCCUGGGAGAUGAAAAUGUGCUGUGCUUGCCAGUCAGCAUGGUCUGGAGGGAAGGAGUUCCGGCUGAGGUUUUUAAGAUUACAGAGUGA
Molecule: messenger RNA, 1284 nt
Organism: Diaporthe batatas
Lineage: Eukaryota; Fungi; Ascomycota; Sordariomycetes; Diaporthales; Diaporthaceae
Exons: 3
Coding region: 1-1284 (427 amino acids)
Molecular function (GO): hydrolase activity, acting on carbon-nitrogen (but not peptide) bonds
Source: RefSeq, a predicted model, not a curated record